AAAUUCACACGUUUUCUUGGCGUUGUUUGUUAUCCGGUUUUGCAUUUUUAGUGAAGUUCUCAUUUUAUUUCAUGAAAUAUGAUGUAAAACAAAUAAACAUGUUUGUACAGUGUGCUGUUACAGGUUUGCGCCCGGUUUUAAAACAAUAAUACUUACUGUAAACAUGUAGCUCUAAAGGCAGGUGCUAUUAUGUUUUUUCCAAUAUCACAAUUACUAAUAUCCAUUUGACACAUAAUUUUGCAAUAGAUGGAUCACACCUAGCACCUGCCACCAAUGGCUACACUCUCGAAAUGGGUCCCUGUAGGGGCCGACACCAAUAAACAAAACAUAGAUCAAAAACUCAAACUCACCACUAUUGAUUUAGUAGGCGGCAUCUAUUGUAACAUUUGCCAUAUAACAUUUGGAAACAAAAAGGAAUUCGACAGUCACUAUACACAACAUGGAUCAGGCAACGCAGACAUCGUAUAUACAUGUGUUGUUUGUCACAAAGAAAUAAUUGGCUAUCCUAGCUUCCGUGGCCACUGUUAUUUAGCUCAUGUCACGAAAGAUAGAUUCAAAUGUGAACAUUGCCACAGGAUGUUUUCAAAGCAGACUGCUCUCCAAAGUCACAUCAAAAGUAUGCAUCAAACGAUAAUCAAAUGUUUGAUUUGUCAGAAAACAUUUCAAUGUCAAAAAGAGCUAUUACUGCAUAAGAUGAUCCAUAAAAACACUGAAAAUGGACCACCAUAUGAAUGUCAGACAUGUGGUGAUCGAUUAGAAACAAGUGAUGACUGUGAAAACCAUAUAGAAGAUCAUUGUUCCAUGUUUUACUUUUGUCCAAUCUGCAAUGAAGAUAUCAUUAAUUUACAAUAUGCUGCUAGUCAUUUGACAAAACACUUUGGCAAUGUACUUAAUGAGAAAAAACCAGCCGAAGACGUAACAGAGAUCGAAGAAAUAUCUAAUGAUAGUUCACUUGACCUCAUUGGUGGCAUACUUUGUUGUUACUGCAAUAGUACUUAUAGAGCUAGACAAGAUUUUGAUAACCAUAUAACAACAGAUCAUCCUGAUAGAGAUAUUGUUUAUGCGUGUAAUAUCUGUGGGAAAGAAUUUGAGAAAUAUUUUAAUUUUACUAGCCAUUGUUAUGAUCAUACAGCUAAAGACAGAUUUCAGUGUGAAGAAUGUUCCAAAACAUUCCCUCGUUUAUCUUUACUGGUAAUUCAUAUGGAAGCUUACCACUCCAACACCAAAACAUCUGGAGAUGCAUUCCCGUUCACAUGUCUGCAGUGCAACCAUGGUUUUAAGACUGACCGCCGUCUCAAAGAUCACUAUAGGAACGUACACAAGGAUCAUGCUUAUUACAGUCAGUGUCCAGAACAGGGAUGUGGAAAGACUUUUGAUGCACCAAAAGAUCUGAUCCUCCAUUUGAAAGAACAUAACUCUGUCCACAAUUGGUGUAAACAAUGUGGCCUCCGAUUUUACAGCUUAAAAGCUUGCGAAAAGCAUCUCCAAUACCAUAAAAAGAAACUUUACUCUUGUCCCGUUUGCAGUAAGAACUAUGGUGAGAAGUAUCUUGUUGUCAAACAUGUCCAUCAGCACUUUUCAGCGGUACUCCAUGUUUGUAAAGUAUGUGGGAAAAUAUACAAUGGUAGGAAUCGUCUUGUGCAGCAUAUGAAAGUACAUAAUGAAGUUAAACCUCAUAUUUGCUCUUUUUGUGGCAAGGGCUUCACUAAGACAUACUUGUUGCAGCAACACUUGAAUGUGCACACUGGCCUUAAGCCCUUUAAGUGCACUAAUUGCCCUAAAACCUUUGCCAGCUACCCAAAUUUAAGGAAACAUCAACGUAAUAUACAUAAUGUUGCCAUACUGAAUACUAAAAGGGUUUUAAAUGAAAACAAUAAUCAUAACACUUCAAAUAAAGCUGUCGAUGAAGUGAUAAAAGAAAAUGAAAAAACUAUGUUAGAUCAUGACCCAUCAGAAGAAGUGACAGGCGAUAUCAAUGAUACAAUAGGAAGCCCAGAAGUAGAUUUAUCAAUUGUUAACACAUCUGUCGAUAUGAUAAGUUCAACAACACAUAAUUUUGAAGAGUCCAAUGAGUCUAUGAAUCAGUGGAUACUGAAUAGCAGUAAUUCCUCUGCUAUAGAGAUGUUAGCAGAGAGCAUAGAGAACCAGCAGGGUGCCAACAUUGAAGUCACUAACAUUGAUGAAUUUCAAAAAGAACUUUGGGUUUCCAACUCAUCCAUUCCAACAGAUUGGUCUCAAACCGUUGUACCCUAUGAGUAUGGGCCGGAGUUUGUGUUCGGCGCGGAGGCGGAGGGCGCGGGCGCCGGAGUGAUCCCCCUGGGGGACCCGCCCCUCCCCCACAUCGACCCCCGACUCACCCUCCUCAAUCCCCCGACGUCGCCGUUCUCCCCCUCGCUGGACCCCUCGCCCGUUCUCACAAAGCUGGAAUCCCCGUUCGACUUCGACACCGCCCGGUUCGUAAUAAACACCGAUAUAUUUUAACCGCCACAAUGUAUAAAUUCACGACGAAACUGGUAAGUUUCUUUUGUUACACUCACGUCGUCGAGUAGUUUUUGUCACAUGUCGAAUAAGUUUCAGUGACUCGAUAAGCUAAGCUUUCCGUCUCUUUCUAAUCAGAUGGAGGCCACCGAAGUGACUUAUAUUUUUGGUCCUGAACCAAACGCAUUGUUGUAUAGAAAUAAAUAAUUGUAAUAGUAUUGUAACCGCGGUCAGUUGGGACGGAUCUGUCCGAGUCUGUUAUCACUUUGUUACAUUCCAGACUAUGAAAACUUGUCUGAUGCUGUAUUGGAAAUGAGUUUUGUCAAGAUUGUGACAUAGUGGUAACCGUUCACCGUCGGUCCACGAGUCUACCUCACACUGAAACGAGUAUAUACCUCAGUAAUGUCCAUAGGAGCUAUUUUAUAGUGUAACUGUUGAUUAUACAUAACGUGUAUCCCACCAAAACAUUAGAUGAGUAAUAAGUUUAAUCAUAAUUAUUCAUAAUAAUGCUACCUCAGUUUAGUUAUUUAAGUUAAACUUAAGUUUAUUCGCGCCCGAAUGUAUCGGAAUGCCUUCGUAUCAGGUUGUCUAUACAUUUAAUAGUGAUGUGCCGUUUCUUAUUUCGUCACGAGUGGCCUAUUAAAAAACUUGGCCGUUCGCAACAAUCUGGAAGCGAAUGUUGACAUUUCGUACGCCGAUUUCGAACAACUAGAAUUAUUAAUUCGCUCAUAAAUAGUGACUUUAGUUUGUCAUAAUAAUGUUUUCUGAAAUUAGUUUGGUUUUUUUAAAUUGUUACAAAAAGUUUGUCCACUUUGUUUCAAAGUUGAGUUACGGCAAACGACAGCUUUGUAAAUAUGUGAUUUUUUUGUGGCAUUACAUAACUUCCAUUUCAAUUUCGCUUACUUGGAGCCAAUGUUGGGUGUCUGAUGAUAUGAUUGCCGCCAAUAUUUGAAUGGAGUAACAGUUACGUGUUGACCGGCAUUGGCUCGUGUCUUGCAUUUCUUUUUCGAUUCCUUUUAUUGUUAUUAUAUGAAAGUCGUGAGGCCAAGCUUCACGGCUUUAGUGUAAGUGAAUCGAUAGUGCUGUGAUAUUUUUAUGUACAUCUAGUGUUAAGAUUAGUGAGCGUAACGUAAUAAGUGAGUACAAAGAUAAUGUUAUUUAUGAUGAACAAACGGAAUUCGGGUCAUAUAACGAUACAUGCGUCGUUCCGAUUCUGGUGCGACUCAUCGCGGUCAUAUGUACGGUCAUCAGAGAAAGGUAACUUGUUCAACAAAUCGAGAUUUUUAUUAACGGUAGCGGCAUUUUAAGCCCGCGCGCUCUUGUGAUUUAGUGUUAGAGCUUAGUGUUUUUCUGUUGACCUUACACAAAGUCGUACCUAAUGCCUCGGGUCGACUCGAGGCAACCACACCGCGACAGAAUAUGGACACGACAAUUCACACGCAUAUGGAAAUAUAAGUGAAAAACUUAAAGUAUCUAAAUAUGUAUAUUCGAAUAUUUAUACGAUAUUUCGAAUUUAACAAAGGCUCGUUCCCUUUACUUUAAGUUCUUCACUUAAUAAAGUGACAGGUAAAGUAUACCGCACACAAGUACAGUUCAGGAGAGUCCAUAUGCGUUCAAACAAACAAAUUAGGUGUAAAUCUCACCAAAUUAUAUACGAAGACAAUUUACUUAAUCGAAGAAAGUUAAGAUUUGAUUCUUAAAGAUGUUGAUGUAUAUGUAAGAAAGAAAGAAAAUAUAUGAAUUAACUCCGAAAUAUAUUUUGGAGAGAGAUAUUUACAAGUUUGAUGCGGGGUCUUAGUGAUAAACGUAUCCAAAGACUGUUAGGUAUUACAUGAGUUCUUUGAACUCGAAUAUUUGACUUAUAAGUCAGGGAUAUAAUGCGGAAAAAAGUCAGAUACGCGAAAGCAAGAGAAACUAAAAUAGAUCACUAUGUAGCUAACGAAAAUCAUAGGCUUUGACACGAUAUCGAU
Molecule: messenger RNA, 4448 nt
Organism: Diatraea saccharalis (sugarcane borer)
Lineage: Eukaryota; Metazoa; Arthropoda; Insecta; Lepidoptera; Crambidae
Source: the annotation of a GenBank genome assembly